GCUUAUUCCGAGCACCGAACGACAUCAGUACGUAUUACGACGUUUUGGAUAGCGGUUACCGUUCUCGCGCGUCAUGUUUCGGUACUGGCUACUAGCCAUCGUAUGGGGUGCGGUAUCGAUCGCAUUUGCCGAGGAUAAUGAUUUUGUGGACGUGUGUUUCGAUCACGAGGGAGAAAAACCACCGCACUGUGAGUUUAUCGACUUUGACGAUGUCUUCCAAUCGUCCAGCACCGACAUCAAGUUCAACUGGAGCUUCAUCACGAAGCUAACCAUCAGCAACAAGAAGAUAAUCGGUGUGCCGACGAAGAUGUUUGCCUCGCUGCCGAACCUUGAGAGCUUCAUCGUACUGAACAGUCUAUUCUACCGCGAGAUUGAUCCGAACAGCUUUGUCGACUGUAACAAGCUGAAUCACAUUGAAAUUACGGGAACGAACAUCACGCUACUAGAUUCGCACAUGUUUCCCAAAACCCCCAAGCUGCAGUAUCUGCUGUUCCACCACAACCGUAUCGCCGAGAUCAAGCACGAUGCGUUCGAGUUUUUGGGCGAGCUGGAAGAGCUUAACCUGUCGUACAACAACCUGACACGCCUGCCGAGUGGAGUGUUUCACAAGCUGCGCAAGCUAAAAACGCUCGAUCUCAACCACAACCGACUGCUGCUGCUCAGCUUCGAUAGUUGGUUCCCUCCGGAUGGUGCCGUUGCGCUGACGUACCUCGAUGCGUCCUACAACCAGCUGGUCGACAUGUCCUGGACGGAGAUUAGCGUACGCAAGGUGAACCUUAAGUACAAUAAUCUGACCAGCGUACACGUGAACGGAAACUGCAGUGAGUUUCAUGCCUCACACAACGCCAUCGAUACGGUAACCGUCGGGCGCAAUUGCAGUCUCGAGAAGCUCUAUCUGGCCCACAACCGUCUGCAGGGAUUCGAUUGGUUGCAGCGAUGUGCCGAUACACUUCGCUCGCUGGACAUUUCGCACAAUCUGCAGCAAAAGGGGACGGACUUCCUGAACCUGAAGCAAAUCACCGCCCUCAACAUCGAGUGCACGAACAUCAGCCUAAACUAUAAAACGUUGCACGAUUUGCGGAAGCUGCGCUUCCUGGACAUAUCGUACAAUAAUCUGAAGAAGAUCGAUCUGGAAAAUUUAACCUCGCAGCGGCUGCUGGAAAGGCUGAUGAUCAGCGGCAACCCGAUCGCUAACAUCUCGAUCGGUUCGAUCAAGAGAAAUUUCCCGAACCUGAAAUCGCUCGGUAUCUACGAUCUGCCCUGGAACUCGACCUCGCUGUCAAUUGCGAUCGACGACUUGAAGAAGCAUGACAUCCAACCGUACAUACGGAGCGACUACCUGUUCGACGAGUCGAAGUGUCCGUUGAAGGUGACGCCAGCGUUCGGUAACGAGACCGACCAUGAGCUGGGCGAUGAUGAUCGUGCCGGGGAAAGGCACGAACACGGUCGUGAAGGUGAUAAGACGGCAGAGUAUGUCGUCAUUGCACUGCUAUUGUGUAUGGUGUGUGGACUGCUGGGUAAAUUGUUUGUCGAUAGUCGAUACUUUCCGGUAGUGCUUAAGGAACGCAUCCAGCGACGAACGUCCAUCUCGCACGAAAGUUUGGUUUCUUGCGAUUUGAACGGCUACUUACUGGUGGGCAUCACUCUGAGUGCCGUCGUUUCAUUCGAUUCGGCGGAUGCAGCGCUAUGCAUGUGUCAUCCAGCUAGUUGCGUUGUAAUCAACGCAAACAGCACCGUACUAAACCACCCAGAGAUGUUCUGCCCCGCUAACAUCAUGAACAUCAAUGAUCUGUUGAUUUUGCGCUACAACGAUACGAUUCUAACCGUGGACUCCUUCGCACCUUUUACCAAUCUGACCUCGAUAGAAAUUUUUCAAGGAUCGCUCAGUCGCAUCGAACCGGGAGCAUUCGAAAAGACGCCCGCUCUGUUCAAGAUCAUCAUCCGAAGCAACGUUCUGAGCGCGCUCGAGGACUACACCUUCCGCGGGCUGGAUGCGCUCCACAUCCUCUAUCUAAUCUCGAACAACUUGACCAGCAUCGCACCGAAUGCAUUCUACGGGCUAAAGAAUCUCACCCAGCUGGUGCUUUCGGGAAAUCAAAUCACCCAACUGCCACCGACGCUGUUCAGCUCCACCCCGAUGUUGCGAUCAGUCAGCUUAAGCAACAACAUGCUCACCGAAUUGCCCGCUGGCAUCUUCGACAGCAUAGACUAUCUGUUCAAGCUGGACCUAUCGUACAAUCAGCUGAAAACGUUUGAUUUUCCUGACCUCAAGGUAACACUGCUGUUCCUGCACAACAACUCGCUGACCAGCCUACAUGUGGGUGAUCAUGUGAAGGUGGUACAAGCGAACCACAACCGCAUCGCGAAACUAUCGGGCAGCGGUUUUAACAUCACCGAUCUGCUGCUGAGUGAUAACGCCAUUACGGACGUGACACCGAUUAUGCUGAUGAAAAACAUUUCGAAGCUUAGCCUAAGCAAUAAUCCUCUACAGCCGGACAGUGUGUUUGGGUCGUUGGAACAGUUGGAAGAGCUGUUUCUGAGCCAUACCAGCAUUAUGAUCAACGAGCAAACGUUUGCCAACUUAAGCUGGAUGUCUUUGCUCGACCUGUCCUACAACAAUAUGACGGAGCUUGAUUUCCGUAUGUUUUCCUCCAUGAACAAGCUCAAGUCCCUGAUCGUUGCCUACAACCGCAUUGAGACGAUCAACUUUAUCGAGCUGCGGGAAUACCUGCCCGAACUGCGAGUGCUCGAGAUCUGUGGCAAUGGUUGGAACGCCACCUACAUGGAGCGUAUGCUAAGCAAGAUGCGCAAACACAAGCUGCGGGCAGACAUGCAAGGACUUUCGAACUCACUCAUCUUCUCCUCCGUGUUUGUGGAGCUGUGCUCGGCGGGCGUAGAAACAACCACCAAGGCCGCGAACGACUACAGCGACUACUACGCGGAAGAUUUUGGCGAUGGCAUCGAACAGGAAAUUGCGGAAUAUGCUUCAUCAUCCCCCCGGCCGUGGUCGACAGUGUCCGAGCCGAUGAAGGCUGGUCACAUUGCGACGACGAUGGCGCCAAUGUUUGCGAAUGAACCAACGGCUUCCGUUCGCUUGAACACAAUGGUCACCGCGGACGUGGUCGUUCCUCCGGCAGAGCAGCAGCCGGUGGUAGGAUCAUCACCACUCUACGUCACAUUCCAGGUUCUAGUGUACACGUUCUCCGUGUUCGGUAUCGUUUGUCUCGGGGUGCUCGCUUACCAUAUGCGCAAGCGUCGAUUCGAUGUGCGUCGGGCCACGUCGGUCGACAAAGGAGAUUCUGUGCGCCUUGUCUAAAACGGUGCAGAGUGCUGUGCAUAGUGGACUGACACGUACAGAAUGUGAGCGUAAGUGGAGCAGUAAAUUUGUUUUGUGGCCUUCGGCUUCUGAUUUGUUAUGAUGUUUGCUUGCACCUCGGAGCGAUAAGCUUCCGUACAAAUUUGGAACCGGUAGCUGUACAGUCAUAUCAACUGCAGUAGAUGUGUGAAUAGCCGUACAUUUAAAAUUUGUGAUGAAAGUAAGAAGCGGAUGUGACGAAGUUAAAAGUGGAAUUAAUAAGGAUUGUCGGGAGGUAGUUUCACAGCAAAGAGUCAAUAAUUGAUAACCUGCGGAAGGCAACAUAAAUAGUAUACUCCAAAAGUGUCAGUAGAUGUAGACAACUAACGGUUGUCUGCCUACAUUGGUAAAAAAAACACAAUUUUGUAUGACAAAAUGUUAAUAAAAAGUAUAAUGAACGGUAAAAAUC
Molecule: messenger RNA, 3764 nt
Organism: Anopheles coluzzii
Lineage: Eukaryota; Metazoa; Arthropoda; Insecta; Diptera; Culicidae
Exons: 3
Coding region: 74-3316 (1080 amino acids)
Molecular function (GO): protein binding
Source: RefSeq, a predicted model, not a curated record